AGUGAGCGCCCCGGAGCCGCCAGAGAUCGCCCGCCGUCCGGACCCGCCGCCCCGGACACCGGCGCCCGGCCCCGGGCGCAGCUGCAGCUCAAGAUGGCCCGAGGCAGCGCCCUCCUGCUCGCCUCCCUCCUCCUCGCCGCCGCCCUUUCUGCCUCCGCGGGGUUCUGGUCGCCGGCCAAGGAAAAACGAGGCUGGACCCUGAACAGCGCGGGCUACCUGCUGGGCCCACAUGCCGUUGGCAACCACAGGUCAUUCAGUGACAAGCUCGGCCUCACCAGCAAGCGGGAGAUGCAGCCUGAAGACGAGGUGAAGCCAGGAAGCUUUGACAGGUCCAUGGCUGAGAGCAAUAUUGUGCACACAAUCGUUGAGUUCCUGUCUUUCUUGCAUCUCAAAGAGGCCGGGGCCCUCGACGGCCUCCUGGAUGCCCCCGCCGCAGCCUCCCUGGAUGACACCGACACCGAGCGUUCCUGAGAGCCUCCUGGGCGUGUCUGUGCGGUGUAAUCCCAAGUCACACCUUAAGAUGAUGGAUGAUCAUCUUAGCCCAAAUUAUGCAGAGUCAGCUCUUCUUGUUCUCUUUCCCCUGAUGCUGUGUUGUUACCACUUAAGAUUUUCUUUUGGUGUUUUAUUCUGAGUGGCAAAAUAAAGAAUAGCAAUUA
This is a messenger RNA of Sapajus apella (tufted capuchin), 656 nucleotides long. It is a transcript of the gene GAL, whose product is annotated as galanin and GMAP prepropeptide. The transcript has 6 exons. Bases 94 to 471 code for a protein of 125 amino acids. Gene Ontology annotation, molecular function: hormone activity. Lineage: Eukaryota; Metazoa; Chordata; Mammalia; Primates; Cebidae. The record is from RefSeq and is a predicted model, not a curated record. Gene Ontology annotation, cellular component: extracellular region.